This is a messenger RNA of Hevea brasiliensis (rubber tree), 2348 nucleotides long. Its product is annotated as probable pectinesterase/pectinesterase inhibitor 34. The transcript has 3 exons. The record is from RefSeq and is a predicted model, not a curated record. Bases 285 to 2099 code for a protein of 604 amino acids. Gene Ontology annotation, biological process: cell wall modification. Lineage: Eukaryota; Viridiplantae; Streptophyta; Magnoliopsida; Malpighiales; Euphorbiaceae. Gene Ontology annotation, molecular function: pectinesterase inhibitor activity; pectinesterase activity.
CAGCUACAGGCCACAGUCCUCAUACCUUAAUAGGCAGUGGUGGUGCUGGUGGUAGAGGCCAGCUAUUUUGGCUUUCGACAUAGACUUCACACCAACCGCUAUUGCUCCUCCUCCUCCUCCUUCCUUCCCCUUUUCUUCCCCACCCCAUUCCUUAAAUGCCCGCCGUUAUUCUAUUUAUAUAAUUCUAUCUCUUCUACACUCCGAUAUUCUUCUUUGUAUAUAAUAUAUUCACACACUGAUUUACUCCCUUCACAUUCUCUCCACCUUCCACUCCUACCAGUGAAAUGAAACCCCUCAACUAUGGCAGGCUCGGACCCUCCGAACCCGGCGGAUCCUCCCAACCUAUCAACCAACCAGAAUACGCCACGCCUCACCCUUCCCGCAAAAGGGGGGUAAUCCUUCUUUCCCUUCUAUCCAUCGCCUUGAUCAUCGCCUCUGCUGUCUCCGCCGCGCUUUUAAUCUGGCUACGUUCCCGCCCUUCUGGCCAACCAAGCCCAGUUGUAAUCCCGAAGCCCACCAAGGCUAUUUCUAAAACAUGCAGCAAGACUCGGUUCCCGGCUCUCUGUGUUAACUCGUUGCUUGAUUUUCCUGGUUCUACUGCUGCCUCCGAGGAGGACCUCGUCCACAUUUCCUUCAACAUGACUCUGCAGCACUUUACUAAAGCUUUAUACCUUUCGUCGGAGAUCUCUUAUCUCCAGAUGGAUACGCGUGUACAAUCGGCGUACGAGGACUGCCUCGAGCUGCUUGAUGACUCUGUGGACGCGCUUUCACGCUCGCUCUCCACCGUUGCGCCGUCGUUGGAGGGGAACCCCGCCGGACAGAUAAAGCCCGGCGGAUCCACUGAAGACGUGGUCACUUGGCUAAGCGCUGCGCUGACUAAUCAGGACACCUGUACGGAGGGAUUGGCGAGCUUGAAUGGACCUGUGAAGGAUCAGAUGUCCGAUAAGUUGAAGGACUUGUCAGAGUUAGUAAGCAACUGCUUGGCAAUUUUUUCUGCUACCGACGGCGACGAUUUCUCGGGCAUUCCGAUACAGAACCGGCGGAGACUGAUGGAUGCCGAGAUAUCUGAAGAAAAUGCCGAUGAUCUCCCGAGUUGGUUGGGGAGGAAAGAAAGGAAACUGUUAAGCUUGCCGGUGUCGGCCAUACAGGCCGAUAUAAUCGUUUCGCAAGACGGUAACGGGACUUGCAAGACGAUCACGGAGGCAAUUAAGAAGGCGCCGGAGUACAGUAAUCGGCGAACAAUAAUUUACGUAAGGGCAGGAAGAUAUGAAGAGAAAAACUUGAAAGUGGCGAGAAAAAAGUGGAAUCUGAUGUUCAUUGGAGAUGGAAAGGGUAAAACGGUGAUUUCAGGGAGGAAGAGCGUUUUCGAUAAUCUGACGACAUUCCACACUGCAUCCUUGGCUGCUACUGGGGCUGGUUUUAUUGCUCGUGACAUGACAUUUGAGAACUGGGCUGGUCCAGCCAGGCAUCAAGCUGUGGCUCUCCGGGUUGGCGCUGACCAUGCCGUGGUCUACCGGUGCAACAUCAUCGGAUACCAAGACACUCUUUAUGUGCACUCGAAUCGCCAGUUUUUCCGGGAAUGUGAUAUUUAUGGUACAGUUGAUUUCAUAUUUGGUAAUGCUGCUGUGGUGUUUCAAAAUUGCAGCAUUUACGCUCGUAAACCUAUGGAUUUUCAGAAAAAUACUAUCACUGCACAAAAUCGUAAAGACCCUAAUCAAAAUACAGGCAUAUCUAUCCAUGCCUGUAGACUCUACGCCACCCCAGAUCUCGAGGCGGCCAAAGGUAACUUCUCAACAUAUCUAGGUCGUCCAUGGAAGCUUUACUCAAGGACUGUCUAUAUGCAAACGUACAUGGGUGAUCACAUUCAUCCAAGAGGGUGGCUAGAGUGGAAUGCAACAUUUGCACUUGAUACACUAUACUAUGGUGAGUAUAUGAAUUAUGGGACAGGUGGGUCUGUCGGGCAACGUGUAAAAUGGCCCGGGUAUCGGGUCAUCAAUUCAACUGUUGAGGCAAGUAGAUUCACCGUAGCAGAGUUUAUUUAUGGAUCAUCAUGGUUGCCUUCUACUGGGGUGGCAUUUUUAGCUGGAUUAUCAGUUUGAGUAAUAUACAUAUAUUAUAAAGUUGCUACCACGCAUGUCCUUAGUGACUGUAUGCAAGGAUAAUUUUUCUAUUCUUUUUUUGUCGUUUUUGGCAUAAUUCAAUAACCAUUGAAACAGUGAUUGUUCCUUUUCUUGUGCAGUUGUAACUUGGGAUAGAAAGUUGAAGGGAAAUGUUAUCUCUCUUAUUAUUAAAACUGUAAGUCUUGAGAAAUACUAGUGAUGCAUUAAUGAAAUUUGAAAUUCAUUCAA